Messenger RNA from Penicillium antarcticum, 1902 nucleotides. RefSeq names its product CLPTM1 family protein. Gene Ontology annotation, cellular component: membrane; endomembrane system. The record is from RefSeq and is a predicted model, not a curated record. NCBI's taxonomy places the organism in Eukaryota, Fungi, Ascomycota, Eurotiomycetes, Eurotiales, Aspergillaceae. The transcript has 3 exons. The coding region runs from base 1 to 1902 and encodes 633 amino acids.
AUGCCUGAACAGAGGCCUCGAAGACAGGAGGAGUCCAACUCGGGCUUCAAGGGUGCCCUCCAGGGCCUCGGAAUCUUCCUGCUGGGACAGUUUGCUGUUAGCCAAUUCUUUGGCAACAAGCAGAGUGCUUCACCCAGUGCCAGUUCGGGUGGUAUUCCUGCGUUCGCUGAUCGCCCGCAUCCGAGCGAGAUCGCCGAGUCCAGUGCCAUCCCCGAUCUCAUCGCUCCUAUCUGGCCGGCCGACAGCGCCGUCGAUCUCAGCAUCUACGUGACACCCUCCAUAAUCGUACCCAACUUCAAGUCCUCCGAUAGCGUACUUGUGCUGCAGGAGAAGAACUUCACCAUCGGAAACUACAGUGACACCCGCGAGAUCGACACCACCAUCAAGGUUCCGAAGCAGGUCCAGCAGAAUGGAACUCUCUGGGCUCACUUUUUCUUGGCUCGUACCGGAUACCAACUGGAUCCAGCUGCCAAGGACUACAACACCGCCGAUGCUGUUCACUUCCUGCGCCCUCUGAACCAGUACCACGCCAAGAAGAAGGUCAAGAAGCUGAAGAACCUCCUGGCUACUGCCGGGGAGGCCGAACAGCAGCAGGAUGAUGACAAUGUCCCGGAUGUCCAGACCAUGUCUUACUACCACCCCAACUUCACCCUUUCUCUGAUCCCAGAUUCUGGAACCCAGAAGUUGGGCCAGUUGCACCCUGCGGCUCGCCAGUACUUGCAGCUGGAGCGCACCGGUGCUCGCGAUGCCACUGGGAAGAACGGAUGGUACUACCCCAUCGCUUUUUUCAACACUUUCUGGCAGUUGAAGAGCCACAUGACCGAGUUGAACUCCACCGUUGAGACACUCCCGUUGCGCAUCACUGUCAACAACAUGGCCAACUGGAAGUUCAGCAUCCUCGCUAGUGUUGAUGAGGGCUCUAAGCAAAGCUCUCGCCAGGCUGCCUACGGUGGCUCUGCCCCUGGUGGUGGUGAUGGAACUGAGUGGGAGAUGGUCAAGGAGAUCUUGUUGGACACUAACAUCUGGCUCCUUGGUACCACCGGUAUUGUCACCAUCCUGCAUAUGCUGUUUGAGACCCUGGCCUUCAAGAACGACAUCUCCCAUUGGCGCAAGAAGAAGGAUAUUGUCGGUACCUCUGUUCGGACUAUUUUGGCCAACGUCUUCAUGCAGGCUGUUAUUUUCCUGUACCUUAUGGACAACAGCGAGAACACCUCUUGGAUGAUUUUGGCCAGUCAAGGAUUCGGUAUCCUGCUGGAAUUCUGGAAGAUUACCAAGACUGUUGAUGUUCGCAUGCGCCCUCCCCCAGCUAACUCUUGGCUCUCCUUCCUGCCAUAUGUGGUCGUCUUCGAGGACAAGCACAAGCUGUCCGAAACUGAGCAGAAGACUCAGGAAUACGAUGAGAUUGCUUUCCGCUACCUGUACAUUUUGGCCGUGCCCCUCCUGCUGGCCUACGCUGGAUACAGCUUGGUUUACAACACUCACAAGUCUUGGUACUCCUACAUCAUCGAGACUCUCGUGGGUAGUGUCUACGCGUAUGGCUUUCUCAUGAUGGUCCCCAGUCUGUACAUCAACUACCGUCUGAAGUCUGUUGCCCACAUGCCUGGAAAGGCCCUGACCUACAAGUUCCUCAACACCUUUAUUGAUGACCUCUUCGCUUUCACUGUCAAGAUGCCUUGGCUCCACCGCCUGGCUACGCUCCGCGACGACGUCAUCUUCUUCAUCUGGCUCUACCAGGGCUGGAAGUACAAGGUUGACUACAAGCGUGUCAACGAGUUUGGCCAGGGUGGUGACAGCGACGAGGAACAGGAGACUACUCCUGCCUUGGAGGACAAGAAGGAGCCCGAGGUUGCUAAGUCUUCUUCGAAGGCUACUCCCAAGUCGGACACUCGCAAGAGAAAGUGA